AUAUAACAGACAUUGCGUUCAAGAAUUAACAACAACCUAAAAGACAAAACAAAAUAAAAACAGGAAUUAAUUAUGACAGAAUAUAGAGAAUGAGACAAUGACACUUAAUUCAGAAAAUAAUUCGUUAUAAUAUUGGACCUUAGACAAGCGUUUCUUAUUAUUUAGCCAUUUCAGAGACUCGAUUAAAAAAAAAACAUAAAGUCUAUAAAAAAAAAACACUUUAAAAAGCAGAGAGGUUGACGUUACUAUUUCUCUCCAUACGACAGGAAAAAAACGUGUGACGUAAGCGGAAGUGCAAGCCCCGUCCAGUCCAUUGACCAAUUAGAGUUCGUUUUAAUCAACUGUCUCCGCCUCUCGUUUUUGUCCGUUUUACACUGAACACGGAAGUGAACCUGGGAACUCACAUUGCUUUUUUUUUUUAAUCGAGAUAUUUUUUAUUUAUUAAUGUGUGAGUACAACUCAACAGUCAUAAAAAUAUAAGUUUCGGUGCUGAAAAGGAACAAUAUGGAGAAUGUUUUAUCCUCGACUGGUGACAGUAAAUUGGACCAAGCCAUUAAUCAGUGGCUGCAGUUUGACAAGAACCCCCAGACAGUGGCGUUGGUGCAGGGCCUGGUGAAGGAGGGGGCGGUUGGGGAGCUGUGGAGGUGUUUUGGCUCCAGGAUGGAGUUUGGGACGGCUGGCCUCAGAGCUGCCAUGGGACCAGGGAUCUCCUGUAUGAACGACCUCACCAUCAUACAGACUACACAGGGGUUCUGUAAGUAUCUGGAGCAAUGUUUCGGGCAGAGUCUGAAGGAGAGGGGGGUGGUGGUAGGGUUUGACGCCCGUGCCCACCCUCCCAGUGGAGGCAGCAGUAGACGUUUUGCCAGCCUGGCGGCCGCCGUGUUCUCCUGCCGAGGAGUCCCUGUCCACCUGUUCUGUGACAUCACACCCACACCCUUCGUGCCCUUCGCUGUGUCUCAUCUGGGUCUGUGUGCUGGCGUCAUGGUAACCGCCUCCCACAACCCCAAACAGGACAACGGUUACAAGGUGUAUUGGGAGAACGGUGCCCAGAUCGUGCCGCCCCAUGAUAAGGGCAUCUCUGUAGCCAUCGAGGCUAACCUGGAGCCCUGGCCUGAGUCCUGGGACAUAACCUCUCUCUCUCACAGCCCUCUGCUGAAGGACCCGUUCCAAGACAUUCACACAGAGUACUACAGGACCAUCCAACAGCACUGUCACCACAGGGACAUCAACAAGAGUUCAGAGGUGAAGAUCGUACACACCUCCGUGCACGGAGUCGGACACGCCUUCGUCCAAUCAGCUUUCAAGGCCUUUGACCUCCGACCCCCGUACGCCGUAGAGGAGCAGAAAGACCCUGACCCCGAGUUCCCAACCGUCAAAUACCCCAACCCUGAGGAGGGGAAGGGGGUCCUGACCCUGUCGUUUGCCCUGGCGGAGAGGGAGGGAGCUACUGUAGUUCUGGCCAGACCUGACGCUGACCGCCUGGCCGUUGCUGAGCAACAGAAAGGUGGUCAGUGGCGUGUGUUCAGUGGUAAUGAGUUGGGGGCGUUGCUGGGUUGGUGGGUGUAUCAGUGUUGGAAACAGACCAACCCAGACCAGUCUACUGUGAAGUCAGUCUACAUGUUGGCCUCCACCGUCUCCUCUAAGAUUCUACGAGCCAUCGCUCUCAAGGAGGGCUUCCACUUCGAGGAAACUCUGACUGGGUUCAAGUGGAUGGGCAACAGAGCCAGAGAGCUGCUGGACCAGAACAAGAUACACACACUACACACAUACUACACACACACCAGUACUGUACACUAUACACACGCCGACUUCGAGGAGGCUAUAGGGUACAUGUGUGGUUCUGCCGUGCUGGAUAAAGACGGGGUCAGUGCGGCAGCCAUCGCUGGGGAGAUGACAUCAUACCUGGCCGCCCGCAAGAACAUCACGCUGUCACAACAACUCACAGCUGUCUACGAGGAGUAUGGGUACCACAUCACUAAGAACUCCUACUUCAUCUGUCACGACCAGGCUGUGAUCCGGGCCAUGUUUGACCGGCUGCGUCACUACGAUAACCAGGAGGAUGUGUCGUACCCCAGGCAGUGUGGAGGCGUCGCCAUCACCGCUGUACGAGACCUCACUACUGGAUACGACAGCAGCCAGGCAGACAACAAGGCU
Oncorhynchus tshawytscha (Chinook salmon) is the source of this 2154-nucleotide messenger RNA. Its product is annotated as phosphoglucomutase-2-like. The record is from RefSeq and is a predicted model, not a curated record. Gene Ontology annotation, molecular function: magnesium ion binding; phosphopentomutase activity. Lineage: Eukaryota; Metazoa; Chordata; Actinopteri; Salmoniformes; Salmonidae. Gene Ontology annotation, biological process: purine ribonucleoside salvage; carbohydrate metabolic process.